AUGAAGUGCACAUGCUCGGCUGUCGUGGCAGCAGCCCUUUUGGUGGGCUCUGUUUCUGCGCAGACAUUCAGGAGACUUGAAGCUUGCCCGACGCUUGGCUGCGUAUUCCCACCUGACCAGGCUGACUUCCUCGCUGGCCAAUUCUUCGACAUUCGACUUGAGGUGCACCAGCCCAUCAAUGGCUCCGAGGCCAUUGGACUACCUCUAGAUGAGCAGUUCACCUUUACUGUUGGAAAGAAGGGCGAAGAAGCAAAACCGGUGACCGAGUUCUUCGACCUCGAGGAGUCGAAACUCGAGAAAUGGAACUUCACCUAUUUUGAAGAUCUGUUCGCUCGCGACGCCAAAAAGCCUUCCGUGGUCAAUGUAGCCGCCAAGGCGUAUCGUCGUAUCGCCUUGUACGAGCCAGGAGAAUACACGGCGACAUUGCACUACAACAACGGGAGCAAGACCGAAGCCACAUGGAGUGUACGUGACCUUUCCGAGGAGCGCAAGGCUAAAAAUAUCAUUUUCUUCAUCGGAGAUGGCAUGUCAACCGCCUCUAUAACCGCGGCUCGUUCCCUUGGUCACAGGUCCAUCAACGGAAAAUUCCAAAGCACUUUGGCCAUGGACAAGUUUCCCAGGGUCUCCCAUUCAAUGACGCACAGCUUAUCGACUUUUAUCACUGAUUCUGCCAAUUCUGCGGCUGCUCUGAACACUGGGCACAAAAGCUCCGUCAACGCCUUGAACGUUUAUGGCGACUCGAGUAAAAACCCAUUUGACGACCCUAAAGUUGAAACGAUUGCUGAGAUUUUCCACCGUCUGACUGGUGGACAUAUCGGUAUCGUUUCUACUGCGUUCAUUGCUGAUGCUACUCCUGCUGCUCUGGUUGCUCAUACUCGCCUCCGAAACCAGUAUGGAGCCAUCGUUGACACCUUCCUCAAUGGGCUCCAGAACUACACCUGGACAAAGACCCCGAUCGAUGUGAUCUUCGGAGGUGGAGGCGAACAGUUUUAUCCUUCCGCGCUCGGUGGAGUCACCUACCAGGACAAGAAUUACUAUGAUGAGUUCGCGGCUCAGGGUUACCAGGUUGUGCACAACCGCACUAGUCUCAUGGCGGCCUCACCCGAAGAGAAGACCUUGGGCAUUUUCUCAACGUCCAACAUGGCCAAAUGGCUCGAUCGCAAUGUUUACCGCAAUAAUCUUAAUCAAACCCUUUCGCCAACUGGUGAUAAGAAGCCCGCUCUCGACCAACCCGGCCUCAAGGAGAUGACCCUCAAGGCCAUCGAUAUUCUGGAAAGCCGCUCCGGCGACAAGGGCUGGUUCCUCAUGUCUGAGGCUGCAAGCAUAGAUAAGAUGCUCCACGCCCUUGAUUCGUCCCGGGCUUUAGGAGAGUUGCUGGAGUUGGAUGAUACCGUGAAAGCCACCAUCGAGCAUCUCAACUCCACCAACUGCCUCAAAGACACCCUCAUCAUCGUCACCGCCGAUCACGGCCACGGCUUCGACGUUAUGGGAUCAGUCGACACGCAUUAUCUUGACGCGCAGGAGGAUGAUCGCAGGAAACGCGAUGCGAUUGGUGUCUAUGAGCAAUCUGGUCUCUCUGAAUACAUUAACACUGGAAACUUAACCUAUGGAGAUUCGCAUUUCCCCAGCAACUGGGAUCCUCGCUACACAUUCUACCAGGGUCUUACAGCUGCCCCGGAUCGUCAUGAGAACUUUAGGGUUACCAAGGACGGCCCCAGAAAGCCCGCUGUUGAGCUAGUGAAGGACAGCGACGAUUUCUACGCCAAUCCCAAAGACGGUAAGGGUGGCAUCUUGGUCAAUGGUACAUUGCCCGUGGAGAACGACCAGGGCGUCCACUCGCUUACCGAUGUACCCGUUUAUGCAAUGGGCCCCUGCGAAGAUCUGUUCCAAGGGACCUACAACAACAUUGAAAUCUUCUAUAAAAUGGCAGAGUGCUUCGGCCUUGGACGUGGGAAGCCAUCUGAGGAGAAGUAG
Molecule: messenger RNA, 1974 nt
Organism: Bipolaris victoriae FI3
Lineage: Eukaryota; Fungi; Ascomycota; Dothideomycetes; Pleosporales; Pleosporaceae
Exons: 5
Coding region: 1-1974 (657 amino acids)
Biological process (GO): dephosphorylation
Molecular function (GO): alkaline phosphatase activity
Source: RefSeq, a predicted model, not a curated record